AUGUCUCAGAACAUUUCUGACUUUGUGAUCAGAUUUAAAGAGCUAAUCAGAGGAGAGCGAGAUGAGAUGGUGGUGGUUAUCUAUGAGAGUGUAGAUGCUGUUAGUUGUCCUGACCCCAACACAGAGAUGGAGGACACCAACAGCAAGAGGAGACCAGAAAGUCUCAACACAGAGAGCAGAUACAGCAGACUGGCUGCAGUGUGUCUGGGGCUGCUCUGUGUUCUCCUGCUGACUGCCAUCACAGAUGGAUUCUGGGAAAUGUUUUUGAAACUGGAACAAGGCUGGAGAUACUUCAACUUCAGUCUUUACUACAUCUCUACUGAGAAGAAGAGCUGGAGUGAGAGCAGACAGUUCUGCACAGAGAGAGGAGCAGACCUGGUGAUCAUAAACAGCAGAGAAGAACAGGAGUUCAUCAGUAAAGAAUUUGGCAGCACUGAAGCUUGGAUUGGUCUGAUGGACAUGGAGAAAGAGGGGGUCUGGAAAUGGGUGGACAACUCAGCACUGACCACUGAGUAAGAGACCUCUGAACUGAACUCUGCUCAUGAUGCAGUUAUUCACUCUCUCUAAGAAGGUCUAGAGGUGUAAUAGUGAAGAUAAUCUGAUUCUCUGUGUUUCAGGUUCUGGUUGAAGGGGGAACCCAAUGAUUUUAAU
Colossoma macropomum (tambaqui) is the source of this 651-nucleotide messenger RNA. Its product is annotated as CD209 antigen-like protein A. NCBI's taxonomy places the organism in Eukaryota, Metazoa, Chordata, Actinopteri, Characiformes, Serrasalmidae. The record is from RefSeq and is a predicted model, not a curated record. The transcript is spliced from 5 exons. Bases 1 to 516 code for a protein of 171 amino acids.